GGAGUAAUAAUAAUAUUAUUAAAUAAAAUAUAAUCCCUAAAAAGUAUUAAAAACUUAAAAUAAUAAUAUUUCAAUUGAUGAAACUGAAAGUUCAGCCAUAAUUUGGUGCAUUCGGAUAAGAACCGCUUUAGGAACCCCUGAAAAACCGGUUCUGCGCACCUCUCGUAGGUCUGAAAGGGACAGCUAGUGCCCACAUGUGUGUGAGUGCGAAGUGGAGAAAACUAUCUCAGACGAAUUGCAAUAACUGAGCGUGCGUGUGUGUAUUUGUGUUAGUGUGUGUGGCCAUUGCAACGAUCGCAGCAACUCUACAAAACUCUACAAAACUCUACAAUAUCUACACAUCACGCAUACGCACUGUAGUGCAGCGCGUAGUUGCAUUAUCGCCGCAGUUUCGUCGGUUGUGUUGGCCCUUUCGCGUCGCCAUGGCUGCCAAAAGGUGUGUGUCGACCUGAAAAGCAAAAAACAAGCCCCGAAACAGCACUUGACGGUUGAGCAAACACAACGGUGGCCAUAUUUAUAUUCGGAUCUGGGUUCCCUCGUUGUCGUCGCGGUUGUCGCCUGUUCGCGGCCCACAGAUAAGCCCUGACACACUAAAGUUCUAUGCAAAACCCGCAUCGCGAAAGUUGUGCCCGUUGAAACUAACAAAAAAGAAAAACAAACCAAAGGGUUAAGCCACAACAGUUAGUGCGAACAAGUGCAGACUUUAGUGAAAACCGCAACAGAGUGAAAUUUCGACAAAGAACGCUUAUGAAAACCUAAAAUCGAAAACAAAUAUGGAAUACAGUGAUCUGUAAAUGAUCUAUUUGAAAUGGGUCCCAAGCUGAGGAAUCACUAAGAUACUACGGAAUUAAAGUAGAUAGUAACUGAAUCAAGAAAAGCUAAACCCAAGCCAUGCAGGAGGUCUGCAGCACCCUGGAUGCGACCCCGAUGGGAACGCAAAUCAAGUCGGAAUCGCCGCUGAAUCCGCUGCAGGUGCAAACCGGACAGACGGGCCUGCCAGUGGGUGGUUGCGGUGGUGCUGGCGUUGUGGGUGUCGGUGUGGGAGUGGGUGUCGGACCACCCGGCAUCGGCCAGCAGGGGGCGCCACCUGUGCCGGCGGUGAUGCUGGUCAACAAGAUGGCCCCGAACUGUGAUAAACGGACCGCGGACACGGCCUAUUGGAUGGCAGCCUCCGAGGGCGGUUUCAUCAACUCGCAGCCGUCGAUGGCCGAGUUCCUCAACCACCUGAGUCCGGAAAGUCCAAAAAUCGGGACACCUGUUGGAUCCGGCGCCAUCGGAGGAGUGGGCGUCAACGUUAAUGUCAAUGUCGGUGUCGGAUAUCCGGUUGGCGUUGUCCCUCAGACGCCUGAUGGCAUGGACUCGGUGCCGGAGUAUCCCUGGAUGAAGGAGAAGAAGACAUCCCGCAAAAGCAGCAACAACAACAAUCAGGGUGAUAACUCCAUAAGUAAGUACUUACCUCGCUAAACAAACAAUUUCUUACCCAUUGCGUAAUACUUCCAACCACAAGACAUAAGAUUCUCCAAUUGGCCUCAAACUUU
Drosophila eugracilis is the source of this 1538-nucleotide messenger RNA. Its product is annotated as homeotic protein proboscipedia-like. NCBI's taxonomy places the organism in Eukaryota, Metazoa, Arthropoda, Insecta, Diptera, Drosophilidae. The transcript has 3 exons. Gene Ontology annotation, biological process: regulation of DNA-templated transcription. The coding region runs from base 892 to 1464 and encodes 190 amino acids. The record is from RefSeq and is a predicted model, not a curated record. Gene Ontology annotation, molecular function: DNA-binding transcription factor activity; DNA binding.